AUGUUUGAAGGAGACCGAGAAUAUACGUACCCAUUUCUAAUGUAUGUUUUCUCUUCUCCCCCUCCUUCCUCCUCCCUCACGAAACUAUCCGCGCUCGUUGCUCCGCCCUGCCCAGCCUCCGUCUACAGCGGCAGCGAGAACUACAUCCGCAUCUCCCGCAAGUACACCAUCACGUGGACUUGUACCUUCAACUUCUUCUACUACCCUUUCAACAUCGACUACUGCUAUAUGGUAUUCCGCUUUAAAAGGAACACAGACAACUACGUAGUGCUUCAGAAGUACGGCCAUGGGAUCCUGUACCAAGAGAGCACCCUCACGGAGUACAGCGUCGGUCGCAUGCACGUCGAGCCGUACGUCAGUCAGGAGCCGUACUCGGGGCUGAGAGUCGUCGUGCAGCUCAAGCACUUGUACGCCUCGGAGGUCCUCACCAUCUUCAUCCCGACGACCGUCAUCAACCUCAUCUCGUAUGCCACCUUCUUCUUCAAGUGGUACGACUUCAACAACUGCGUAAUGGUUUCCCUGACGACCCUCUUGGUCCUCAUGACCCUCUUCUCCCAGGUCUCCGACGCUCUCCCGAAGACUUCGUACUUCAAGCUGGUUGACAUCUGGUUCUUCGCGUCCAUCUUAUUUACCUUCAUCAUCAUCGUGUGCCACACAAUAGUCGAGUACCACCACAAGUACGACCAUGAGAUCGAAGCCGAAGAGAGGGAGCGACUCUUCCUCCGGAUGAACUUCAUCAGCGGAAAGGAAGAGGACAAAAGGAAGCGGUUCGAGUCCCCGCCCGAACCUCACCCUGUCCUCUUGCGGCUCAACCAGUGUCUCCCCUGUUCCGUUCUGCCCGAGGCCGAGGUUUCCCACGUGGACAAAAGGCGGAUCCGAACGGCGACCCAACACGACCCCAACGCCCUCGCGAUGAAGAUCAGUCACUGGUGCAAGUGGCUGACUGUCUUCUUCUAUAUUGUUCUGAAUAUCGCCUUUUGGUCUAUAGCCUUUGAAGAACAGAUUUCGGAGGUUAUCAAAGACGUACAAUUUGUGGAACUUCAGAACUUCUUGGAUGAUGAUGAUUCAGUUACUGGCUAUCCAUAA
Molecule: messenger RNA, 1086 nt
Organism: Penaeus vannamei (Pacific white shrimp)
Lineage: Eukaryota; Metazoa; Arthropoda; Malacostraca; Decapoda; Penaeidae
Source: RefSeq, a predicted model, not a curated record